AUGGAUAAUAGCAGCCUAGGAUUCCUUGAAGAUGCUAACUCCUCCCUACAGAUUGGACUUCAGUCAUGCACUUUCUUCAGGAACCAGGUCUCCCGUAUCUUCCUUUAUGCCUCACUGUCAGUUGGCAUCUUCUGUACAGUGGUUGGCAACUUCCUGGUUGUUAUGUCAAUCGGCUACUUCAAGCAGCUGCAGUCCCCGACAAACUCCUUUGUCAUGUCCCUUGCAGUAGCCGAUUGUCUUGUUGGCCUGGUAGUGAUGCCUUACAGUAUGAUCCGUACUGUGGAGGGAUGCUGGUAUUUCGGUACCCUCUUCUGUAAGCUUCAUUCUAGCCUUGAUGUCAUGCUUUGCACUGCCUCCAUAUUCCAUCUCAGCUGCAUAGCCUUUGACCGUUAUUACGCAGUCUGCAACCCACUUGUUUACUCCCUCAAGAUGUCCCAACAUCGUGUAGCUCUUCUCAUUGCCAUUUGUUGGGCUGUUCCAAUGCUAAUUUCCUUCGGCCCCAUUAUGCUAGAUCUUCACAUUACUGGGGUAGACGUGUCAAUUCCUGAAGAUGCAUGUGUAUUCCUUGUCAGUCGCUUAUAUGCUGUCAUGGCUUCCUUGGUUGCUUUUUACCUGCCAAUGGCUAUCAUGCUAGUGGCAUACUGGAAGAUCUUCAAAGCAGCGAAACGGCAGGCCAAGCAGAUCAGCGCCAUGGAAAGCCAGAUGGCCGCUGGAGUGGGCAAAGACUCAAGCAAGAAAAAGAAACACCGUAAUACCAUGAAGAGAGAAAGAAAAGCAGCAAAAACUUUAGGCAUCAUCAUGGGAGUUUUCCUCAUCUUCUGGAUGCCUUUCUUUACAGUCAACAUUGUGGACCCUUUUAUCGAGUACAGCACAGAGGUUGAGCGUCGCAAGCUGCAGAGCUUUCCUGGACAGAUUCUGGCUGCUCCCUACCGCAACACCUGCAGGACCUCUUCCGGAACCCUUCUUAAGGAUUUGCAGGAGUGGCCAAUCUUCAACAGAUUGUGUUUUUCCCCCAUGUGGUUAUCCGGUCACCUCUAA
This is a messenger RNA of Menidia menidia (Atlantic silverside), 1038 nucleotides long. The record is from the annotation of a GenBank genome assembly. NCBI's taxonomy places the organism in Eukaryota, Metazoa, Chordata, Actinopteri, Atheriniformes, Atherinopsidae.